This is a messenger RNA of Oncorhynchus gorbuscha (pink salmon), 2310 nucleotides long. Its product is annotated as potassium channel subfamily K member 6-like. Lineage: Eukaryota; Metazoa; Chordata; Actinopteri; Salmoniformes; Salmonidae. The coding region runs from base 551 to 1495 and encodes 314 amino acids. Gene Ontology annotation, biological process: potassium ion transmembrane transport; stabilization of membrane potential. Gene Ontology annotation, cellular component: membrane. The record is from RefSeq and is a predicted model, not a curated record. Gene Ontology annotation, molecular function: potassium ion leak channel activity. The transcript has 3 exons.
AUAUGAAGCCAUUAUGGACAUAUGAAACUAGGAGGGUGAGGUGAUAUGCUCUAGUUCCUUUUUGGUCCUUUGGCCUCACUUCAGUGUUCACAAAUCUGAGACUGACUGGAUAAUUUAGUCUAUGGCUUCACCUAGGGAUUGUUGGAGCCUUUUCCCUAUAUUUCCCCAUCCAGUUUUGUAAACCCCAAAGAGAACCCUCUGGGGAAAAGGGUAAUAGAGUAGGCAGAAAAGGAAAUGUGUUGUAGCCCUCCUCACUGUUUCUGGAUCAGUUCUUGGUCUAUUUUCUGGGGCUUAUUCAGAGGAUUGAAACGUUUGACAUCGAAAUACAACGUAAAAGACCAAGAACAUGCGGUUAUCAUUAGAAACGGCAGGGAGCAGUGUAUUCUCAAAAUGUUUAUCUGCAGAGGUCUAGGCGUUUGAACACACCCCUGUCAAACUUGUACCAGUGGGGCGGAGGACAGCCUAAACUUAACUUGAGGAGACGGUGCCACGGAAGUAGGCUACAAAGUAACAGUUUGGCAGAUGACAUUGCAAGCAGAAAAAGGGGGAAAUGUCUUCGGGGUACAAAUCUUGGAUACUGCUUACAGGUUUUAUACUGUUCUAUGUUGCUUAUCUGUUGCUCGGAGCGCUCGUUUUCUCCACCAUCGAACGGCCGGUGGAGGACAAACUAAGAAGUGACAUACAAGUCCUGAAAGAAGAGUUUCUUAACCAAAGUUGCGUCAAUGCAACAUCACUUGAAAACUUUUUGGAGAAAGUUUUACAAGCCAAUAAGUAUGGAAUAUCUAUCCUUCCGAAUUCUUCUGCGAGUUCAAAUUGGGACUUUGCUUCCUCUUUGUUCUUCGCCAACACUUUAGUAACGACAGUCGGAUAUGGGCACACUACGCCCCUGUCGGACACCGGCAAAGCCUUCUCCAUCUUCUAUGCCCUACUGGGAGUGCCCUUCACCAUGCUGGUGCUCACCGCCUGCGUCCAGAGGCUCAUGCACCCGGUGACCUACGGGCCCAUCGACAUGUGCCGCCAGAGGAUCGGCCUGGACCCUCUCACCGCCACUGCCGUCCACUUUGCAAUCCUGCUGCUGCUGGUGGUGCUGGGAUUCUUUGUGGUACCCGCCAUGGUUUUCAGCCACAUCGAGGACACCUGGUCCUUCCUGGACGCCAUAUACUUCUGCUUCAUCACGCUGUGUACCAUCGGCCUGGGCGACUACGUGCCCGGCGAGAAGCCCGGACAGAAGUUCAGGUCGCUCUAUAAGAUCUCUGUGAUGGUGUACCUGUUUCUCGGGCUGAUGAUGAUGUACCUGGUCCUGCGUGCCUUCCACCGGAUGGCCGACCUGCAUGGCCUGACUUCUUUCUUCCAGCUCCCCCACUGUGACGAGGAUACAGAGGAGGAUAAGGAGCCCAUUAUCGAGGCCGACCCUGAGGACCAGCAUGAGGCAGAGGCCUCGGCCAAGCCCCUGGAUCCAGCCUCCCAGACCUCCUAUAACACCAUCAACCGAUAAGGACUCACUCCACUCUGGACCGUUCUCCUUUACAUAAGUCAGGUGAAACAGCUAUACAGUCACUGUUUUACAGAAACACGGGAUGAGUUGAAAACCUGACCAUACUUAGGCACCAAAGACUAUCGUUACUGCUGUGAGGCAACUCACGGCUCAGGUCAGACCUUCCUGCUACGACAGCUCAACUGAACCAAAAAGAAACAGAACUCUACAGAUGUCCCAGUGCACCCAGUUAACACUUGGCAAGGGUUGUUCGUCAAGGUGGGAGAAGGUUGUUGUUCCAUAACCUGUAGAGAACACUUCUGGUUGGGACUGAUGAGGAUUAUUUGUCAAUUUUUUUAUGUUUCAGACCAAAAUGCAUAUAUAUAUAUAUAUAUGUGUGUGUGUGUGUGUGUGUGUGUGUGUGUGUGUGUGUGUGUGUGUGUGUGUGUGUGUGUGUGUGUGUGUGUGCGUAUAUGUAUAUAUAUCAUAUACAGAUAUUUUCUUGUGGAUGUAUUUUCAUGUACACUUUUGUGGUUUCAGGUCAGAGUUGAUCAAGGAAGGUCGUACAGAAAUAUUGAUGUUUCAAAAUCAAACAAACUCAUUAUAGUGGCCAUCUUUGAAAGAGUUUGUUGCCCCUCCCCAGUAAUUAAGUGAAAAAGCCAUUGCUUGAGACUUUGUCUUGAGUCAUAUGAUGGAGCACAUUCCCAGGACCCCCAUGGCUUUGUUUUUGCCUGUUGUGUAACAUGAUCUUGUAUUUCAAAUACAUUAAGUAUAUCAUCUGAAGGAUAACAAAUUUAGGGAAUAAAAGGAUUUAAAAUAAAAACGAAGUAUCUGUG